Molecule: messenger RNA, 3449 nt
Organism: Sycon ciliatum
Lineage: Eukaryota; Metazoa; Porifera; Calcarea; Leucosolenida; Sycettidae
Product: beta-galactosidase BoGH2A-like
Exons: 1
Coding region: 135-3197 (1020 amino acids)
Biological process (GO): carbohydrate metabolic process
Molecular function (GO): hydrolase activity, hydrolyzing O-glycosyl compounds
Source: RefSeq, a predicted model, not a curated record
UUCAAGCUUUAGUUUCAUCUACACUGCUGCCUGCAUUUCGUUCUAGGGAAAUAGCACUCCAGUGUUUGCGGCUAGUGAGUAGUGAGUAGUGUUCACACGGCUAGGUUAUCAGGACUAACAGAAACACUAGGGGUAUGGCCGCGGUGAGGGACCUCACCAGGGCUAAGGCUAGUAAGGGUGCAGUGAUUGUCACCCUUCUUCUUCUGCUGGCUAGCACUAAACAUGCGAACUCGUUUGCCACCAAGUUCUCAAAAGUGGCCGACCAGACCAACAACAUGCAGCCGUCAUCACCAGCAGCAUUAGCACAACCACGACAACACGUAACCUUCGACUACGGCUGGAGGUUUCGUUUCGGUCACGCACCCGACGGCGCACCAGGACCCGGCGACACAACGUUCACGGACAUUUCUGGAUACGGCUGCUCGAACAUGGAGCACAACCCGAACAGGUACACGAAUUAUGACUGCAUGGUUUCGUGUGCGUACGACCCUCUGUGCAUGGCUUGGCAACAGGGCUAUGCCUGCUUUCACGGCCAAGCCAAUGCAGUCUGCUCCGAAACCAUGCCACAGAAACUGCCCCAUGGUGGACAGCGAAAGAGUGCAAAACCUCCGCGAACAGAUUACAAGUUUGCUGCCAAGAACUUCACCGAUUCUGACUGGAGAAUAGUUGAUGUGCCCCAUGACUUCUCCGUUGAACAAGACUUUGUUCAUUCUGCUGACCCUCACCAUGGUCAAUUAUCCAGGAAUGUGUCCUGGUAUCGCAAAUCAUUUCAUAUUCCUCAGGACUGGCAGGGUUCGUACAUUGAAAUCUACUUUGAAGGUGUGUUCCACGUAGCUCAGAUCUGGGUGAAUGGUCAGUAUGUACAGACACACACAUGUGGAUAUACCGGAUUCACAGUACGACUAGACAACAUCACCAGCUUAGAGUAUGGCACUGCUGCUGUCAAUGUCAUUGCUGUGCGUGUGGAUGCAUCAUUCGGUAGUGGUCAUUGGUACGAGGGUGGAGGAAUCUAUCGCAAAACAUAUCUCAUCGCCACUGGUCACACACACUUUGUACAUAGUGGAGUAUUUGUGUCACCAGAAAUUGACCUGCAAUCCAGAACAGCUCAUGCAUCUGUAGAAGUGGAGACGUUCUCCAGUGCAAGUCAGUUACUAACAGUCUCAUUCACUCUCUAUGACCCUAGUGGUGGAGUAAUGUCCACAAACACCACCAGUCAUAUCUCUAUCCAACCUGGGACACCACAGAUUGUUUCCAUGACACUGUCCGUUACCAAGGUGACACCAUGGUCGAUACAGGAGCCAUCAUUGUAUACGGUGAAAGCAGAGUUAGUGAACGCAAGUGAUGAAAGUGUUGUCGACAGCAGAAAUUUGACAGUUGGAUUUCGUCAAACUAGCUGGAGUGGUGCAUCGGGAUUUGCUCUGAAUGGCAAAGCUCUGAAGUUCCGUGGCUUCUCACAUCACAACAGCUUCACAGGUGUUGGCACGGCAAUACCAGAUCGUGUACACCUUUUCCGUGCGCAAGCAUCAAGGGCAGUAGGUGGUAGCUUCUGGAGAAUGUCGCACAAUCCGUACCUGCCCGUUCUGUAUGAGUUCCUGGACGCUGUAGGCAUACUAGUGUGGGAUGAGAACAGAGACUACGGAAUGAAGUAUGUUGGAGAAAUGCACGAUAUGGUUAAGUCGCACCGCAACCACCCAAGCAUAGUUGUGUGGAGUUUCUGUAACGAAGUGGAGUGUCAACAAGUCACAAACCAAACCGGCCUCUCAUUCCGUGCCACAGCCAAAUCCCUAGACCCUCAGCGGCCGACAGCAGCCAACGGAGGCACGGACGGCAUUGAUAUACAGGGUAUGUCGCAUGGACACAAUGAGUCAUUCAUCGGAUUUCAUGAGAAGAAUCCCGAGGUGCCGACUGUCCUGUCUGAGUGUUGUAGUUGCCAAACACAGAGGCUCAGUCGUGAUGCAACCACAACAUGCAUGCAUGACCAAAACUCGCCCGGGCUGCUCCCGUACGUUGCCGGCAGCCUGGGUGUAUGGACAUUGUUUGACUACUAUGGAGAAAGCUUUGGCUGGCCACGUGUGUCCUGUUCGUUUGGCAACUUUGACCUGGCCGGCUUCCCCAAGCCUCAUGCAUACUGGUAUGUCCUAAACUGGUUGGCUAUGAUACCCAUGGAUGAUCCUGGUCGACCUCUAUACCCCGCUGUGGACAUGACACGCAUACUGGACCUACUGACUCAGAUUGGUAAUACAGUCGCGGUGUUCUCGUCGGGUGCGUCGGUGGAGGUGUUUGUGGACGGCAAGUCGACCGGCCACCAGGAGAAUACAAACACCGGCGAAGCCAUGAUAUUCAACAUGACAACCAGCACACCGGCUACUUGUAACUACACACACAAUCUCACAGGAGUACAGUGCAUAGGCCUCAAUCACUCCAAGGCCAAUUCAGCAUCCGACUGUGAAGCGGCUUGCUGUGCUGCGAAGGAGACAUGUACCGUGUGGCAGUAUGCGGAGAAAGAGAAUGGAUGCUGGAUUGGCAAUGUGGAUCUGAGCAGAUGUACUGGUGCAGAUGAGAACUGGGUAGGCGGUGGAAGUAUGGUUACAGCCAGCAACGUCACGGCUGUAGGCAGGGAUGCAAGCGGCAAGGUCACAUCCAGCCAUGCUCUCAUUGCCGCCAAGGAAGCUCAUACAGUGCAGUUGACACUCGAUGCACCAUCUCCGACAACAGGCACUGGCACCAAACUCGUUCUCGAUGGGCACGAUGCUGCGCUAGUGGGUGCAAGUGUGGUGGAUGCGAACGGUGUUGUCGUCACCGACUCAACUGUCAACAUCACCUUCAGCGUUGUCUCGGGUCCAGGCAGGCUAAUUGCUGUCGGUAAUGGAGAUAACUAUUGCCAUCAGAAUGCCAAGAGUGAUCACAUACCGGUGUAUGGAGGUCAUGCCCGUGGCAUAUUCCAAGUAACCGUCGACUGUGUCAGUAACAAUCAUGAUAUGUGCCUCGCAAUCGAUGUAGACCAAGGACCAGCCAAGGUACAAGCAGGCGAGUGUGCCGAUGUUGAAAACAUUGUGAUCAAAGCAAGCAGUGAUGGAUUAGCUCCAGGCACAUUGUCUAUUCCAGUAUCUGGCUCUGUUGAUGACCUACCGCUGGAAGUUGCAAAGCAAUCCAAGGAUCUCUCUGGCUAUACGUAUCUUGAGACAUUCGUCGGAUGAUAGCGAACCCAUUGGCUUUGGAAACUGGCAUGUGUGUGUGACUAUUUCGUUAACUUGAAUCUUGCCACUGCCAGGUCCCAACAUCAUUUAUUAUGCUUUGAUGAACCUUUCCCCCUGCACUCAUCGUAUGGUGAUUUAUUGAUCUUCUUGUUUGGCAUGCACGUGCCGAAGAUGCCAUUACCUCAGGCUUAUCUGGUGCCGUUGCAUGCUGCCAGUGUCCACACUUAUUUGAAAUAGCGUUGGGCGUGUCAA